ACACACGGGAGCUGCACCCCCAUGUACUUCUUCCUCCUCAACCUCUCCCUCCUUGACCUGGGCUCCAUUUCCACCACUCUCCCCAAAGCCAUGGCCAAUUCCCUCUGGGACACCAAGACCAUCUCCUACUCAGGAUGUGCUGCUCAGCAAUUUUUCUUUCUAUUCUUGCUCACAGCAGAGUAUUGUCUCCUCACAGUCAUGGCCUAUGACCGCUACAUUGCCAUCUGCAAACCCCUGCACUACGAGACCCUCCUGGGCAGCAGAGCUUGUGCCAAAAUGGCAGCAGCAGCCUGGGGCACUGCUUUUCCCUAUGCUGUGCUGCACAUGGCCAAUACAUUUUCAGUAGAACUCCGUCAUGGCAAUGCCCUCGACAAGUUCUUCUGUGAAAUCCCCCAGAUCCUCACGCUCUCCUGCUCAGACUCCUACCUCAGGGAGGCUGGGGUAAUUGUGGUUAGUGCCUAUUUAGUCUUUAGUUGUUUUGUUUUCAUUCUUUUCUCCUACGUACAGAUCUUCAGGGCCGUGCUGAGGAUCCCCUCGGAGCAGGGACGCCACAAAACCUUUUCCACCUGCCUCCUUCACAUGGCCGUGGUCUCCCUGUUUGUCAGCACCGCCAUGUUUGCCUACCUGAAGCCCCCCUCCAUGUCCUCCCCAUCCCUGAACCUAGUGACAGCAGUUCUAUACUCGGUGGUGCCUCCUGCAGCGAACCCCCUCAUCUACAGUGUGAGGAACCAGGAGCUCAAGGGAGCAGUCUGCAAGCUGAUGACUGGCUG
Leptosomus discolor (cuckoo roller) is the source of this 770-nucleotide messenger RNA. Its product is annotated as olfactory receptor 14J1. The record is from RefSeq and is a predicted model, not a curated record. Gene Ontology annotation, cellular component: membrane. Gene Ontology annotation, molecular function: olfactory receptor activity; G protein-coupled receptor activity. NCBI's taxonomy places the organism in Eukaryota, Metazoa, Chordata, Aves, Leptosomiformes, Leptosomidae. Gene Ontology annotation, biological process: G protein-coupled receptor signaling pathway.